CACUCUUUCUUCGUCUUCCUUGACCCACUGAGACCAUAUCCUACCCUGCCUUCUUCUUCUUCUUCUUCUUCUUCUUCUAACAGAGUCACUCGCUACUUAAAGCUUUUCACCCAGAAUAGCACAAGUCUUCGUCUUUUCAUGGCGACCCAUCUCUCUCCUGCAAAUCCUGUACGCUCUAUCCUCCAACCCAAGCAAAACCCUCCCAAAGCCCUGCUCUCCAUUCGAGAUUCUUAUGGGGCUGGACUGGUAUGGAAGAAAUGCCAGCCUAGCACGGUUAAUGUGUGCUCAUGGAGCUCAGCUGCUAGUUAUGUGACACCUCCUGGUGGCGCUGCCAAGUUUUCUGGCAAUCCCAUUGUUGUGAAGAAGCAAUUGUUGCAAAAGAGAGCUGGAACUGUAAGGGCUGCUACUAUCGAAGAAAUAGAAGCGGAGAAGUCUGUGAUUGAAAAAGAUGCUAAAGGCAGGAUGGAAAAGACUAUUGAAACAGUACGAUCUAAUUUCAAUUCUAUUAGGACAGGGAGGGCUAGCCCAGCCAUGCUGGACAAGAUUGAGGUUGACUAUUAUGGAAGCCCAGUCGGCUUGAAGAGCCUUGCUCAAAUCAGUUCUCCAGAUGGAACUUCGCUAUUGAUUUCACCAUAUGACAAAUCCAGUUUAAAGUCUAUUGAGAAGGCCAUAGUUGCCUCUGAUCUUGGUAUGACUCCAAAUAAUGAUGGAGAAGUGAUACGGUUGACCCUGCCUCAACUUACAUCAGAUAGGCGGAAGGAAUUGACAAAAGUUGUGUCAAAACAAGCAGAAGAAGGGAAGGUAGCAUUGAGGAACAUAAGAAGGGAUGCUUUAAAAGCUUAUGAAAAACUUCAGAAGGAAAAAAAGCUCUCUGAGGAUACUCUCAAGGACUUUUCAAGUGAUUUGCAGAAAUGGACAGAUGAGUAUGUGAAGAAGCUUGAUACCAUAUCCAAACAGAAGGAGAAGGAAUUGCUGAAGGUUUAAGGGUUGUUUAUGUUCGAGCACCAAUGUAAAUGUUGAGCUUCAGUUUUGGAACUUUUUUAGUUCCCCACUUUUGUGUUGAUAGUUGAUACCCACUUCAUGACAAGACAUUUUAAAUGAAUCACACAAUUUGUUUUCAAGGUGAAAAAAUGCAAAUGAGCCAUGUUCAUUUUUAAGGCUUUGAAUUGGAAGUGUGCACCGGGUCAUUUGAUCUCUGUUGUAUGUGUGAGUAUUAGACUAAUGGAGUCCAUUUCCUUUUCUUCUUUUC
Messenger RNA from Fragaria vesca subsp. vesca, 1249 nucleotides. RefSeq names its product ribosome-recycling factor, chloroplastic-like. Gene Ontology annotation, biological process: plastid translation. NCBI's taxonomy places the organism in Eukaryota, Viridiplantae, Streptophyta, Magnoliopsida, Rosales, Rosaceae. The record is from RefSeq and is a predicted model, not a curated record. The transcript has 11 exons. Bases 139 to 984 code for a protein of 281 amino acids. Gene Ontology annotation, cellular component: chloroplast. Gene Ontology annotation, molecular function: ribosomal large subunit binding.